AUGGCUUCCAAGUGGGAUGAACUCCUUGAGAGAAACCGGGUCUACGCGGAGACGAAGCAUCAGCCGAAGGAGUUCUUGGGGAUGGCCCCUGUGGCAUUGCCCUCUGUCAUCAUAUUUGCCUGUCUCGACUUCCGUGCAUCUGUUGAGGAAUUUCUCGACCUGAAGCCGGAUGGUAAGAUCAUGAUGCACACCGUAGCCGCAUUUAGGUUAAGCCCAGUGCUGACAACAAUGUUCAUGACAGAAGCUUUAGUUAUUAGAAAUCUGGGCGGUCGCGUCAAGAGCGGCCUUCAUGCGCUUCUGUUUCUUGAGGAAGUUACACGGAGCCAGGCUCUAAAAGAGGUCGUCAUUAUUCAUCACACCAAUUGCGGAUGUUCUAUCCAAACGACCGAGGGUGUUCGCCAGAGUCUGAAGUCUAAGUACCCUCAAAUGGCCGAUGAGAUCGAUCAGCUCGACUUUGGAACCUACAAAGGCGGUGAUCUGGAGAACCAUAAUCAGGUAGUGCGGGAGGAUAUCAAGCUCUUGCAAGAUUCUCCGCUUGUUAGGGAGGAGUUGAAGGCCCAUGUCCGUGGCUAUGUGUUUGACAUUAAGACUGGUAAACUGAGCCUUGUCCCUCAGUAA
Messenger RNA from Clonostachys solani, 618 nucleotides. Lineage: Eukaryota; Fungi; Ascomycota; Sordariomycetes; Hypocreales; Bionectriaceae. The record is from the annotation of a GenBank genome assembly.